AUGUUCAUUCCUCAAAUUGAUGAGCACAUUGCAACGGCACAAGUGAUUGAAGCGUUAUUUCCUUCGGAUGAUCUUGUUCAGGCAACUAGGAGAGUGUUGAAUCAAAUUUCUAUUGCUGAUGAUGAAGAGAAAUCUAUGAUGUUAUUUGAGCCUUGGCAAGUGCGAAUUAAUGAAAAAAAAGUCAAUAAGCAAGGAACUGUAUUAUGGUCCACAGAAUUAACGAAACCAAAUGGAUUAUGUAUUGGAAAAGGUGAAAUUUAUGUUUCUGAUCGACAUCGGAUUUGUGUACUAUCGAGCUCAGAUGGUACCAUUCUAAGAUAUUUAGGCAAAUUUGGAAAAGGAGAGAGUGAAUUCUCUCUUCCUCAUGAUUUGGCACUCGAUGAAAAGGAUAACUUGAUCGUAUGUGACACUUUGAAUCACAGAAUACAGAUAAUAUCCAACCUGAAUGGAUCCAUGUUGUUUAAAUUUGGAAGUUUAGGGGAUACAAAAGGAUGUUUAUCCUCUCCUAAGGGAGUGGUGUAUGACAAGAAACAAGCUCUAUUCGUAGUCUCAGAUAGUGGAAAUAAUAGAAUAUGCAUUUUUGACCGUUUUGGUCAUUGUUUGAAGAGUUUCAAGAGUCGAGAUGAUGACUCUUCUAACAUGAAGCCUAUUGGAAUUUGUAUAAGUCAUCAAUUACAAGAAUUAAUAGUUUCUGAUUUUGGAAACUUUAGAAUCUUGAUAUUCAAAAAUUGGAAAAAGAGGUCUCACGAAAUGCAACAAAACCUCUUUUAUCACUCCAAUAAUUUUAAUGACAUUUCCAUCGUGUUCAGGUGGAAUGUUGAAAUUUGA
Molecule: messenger RNA, 828 nt
Organism: Naegleria lovaniensis
Lineage: Eukaryota; Heterolobosea; Eutetramitea; Acrasida; Naegleriidae
Exons: 2
Coding region: 1-828 (275 amino acids)
Biological process (GO): proteasome-mediated ubiquitin-dependent protein catabolic process; protein polyubiquitination
Molecular function (GO): ubiquitin protein ligase activity; protein binding
Source: RefSeq, a predicted model, not a curated record